Messenger RNA from Rosa rugosa (rugosa rose), 1252 nucleotides. Its product is annotated as protein WUSCHEL. The coding region runs from base 279 to 1127 and encodes 282 amino acids. The transcript has 3 exons. Gene Ontology annotation, molecular function: DNA-binding transcription factor activity; DNA binding. NCBI's taxonomy places the organism in Eukaryota, Viridiplantae, Streptophyta, Magnoliopsida, Rosales, Rosaceae. The record is from RefSeq and is a predicted model, not a curated record. Gene Ontology annotation, biological process: plant organ development.
CAUAUGUCAUACCCUUCCUUCCUCUUUCUUUUGUCCCUGCCCUUUUUACGAACACUUCGCUCUCUGUCUACUUCAGUCCUCCUCUCUCAGAUAUUUCUCUGAUCUCAUUUCCUCUCUUCACUUCACAACUCUCACAUUUCUAUAUCUCCCUCCACACUAUAAACCCAAAUCCCCGAUCCCAAAACCAUUUCAUCAACUCCAAUAUUUCUAACAGCAACCUUUCUUAAUUACUCAUCAUCACCACUCUUCAAUUCUCGCAUUCUCUCAACCCAUCACCAAUGGAACCACAAACCCAGCAACCAACCGAGGAUGGAGGAAGCAACAAAGCAGCCGGGAGUAGUGCUAACAUCCUUUGCAGGCAGAGCAGUACCAGGUGGACUCCCACUACAGAUCAGAUAAGAAUCCUCAAGGAGCUUUACUACAACAAGGGAGUUAGGUCCCCAACUGCAGAGCAGAUUCAGAGGAUCUGUCUCCAGCUGAAACGGUACGGAAAGAUUGAGGGCAAGAAUGUCUUUUACUGGUUCCAGAACCACAAGGCUCGGGAGAGGCAGAAGAAGAGGUUCACUUCGGAUGUUCAUGCGCCCAUGCAAAGAUCAGGGCUUGUUGGAAAUGAUAAUGGUACCAAUUGGAAACCUGAGGAUCAGUAUAUUAACAUGAACAACAAGUACUCUAACAUUUGUCAAGCUGGUGUGAUCGCUUUUAACGGGCAGAUGGGGAACUAUGGUGCUUAUGGAUCUAUGAACAUGGAGAAGAGUUUUAGGGAUUGUUCAAUCUCAGCUGGAGGGGGAACUAGUUCUACUGGUAUUGGUGGAUCCAUUAGUCACAAUUUUGGGUCAUGGGUCGGCUGCAGUGUUGACCCAUAUUCCUCCUCUAGUACUAGUACUACUUUCCUUGACAUGAAUGAAGAACAAACUUUCAUGGAACAACGAGGAGAAGAUCACCAGGAGAUUGAAACCCUUCCACUAUUCCCUAUGCACGGUGAGGACAUCUUUGGCAACAUGAAGACUACUUCCGAGGAAGGUGGCGGCUACGGCUACUACUCCGGUGGCUGGGGCGGUUACAACGGUGGCUCUCGCACUUCCCUUGAGCUCAGCCUCAACUCUUACGGCUACAACACUGAAUUCUGAAGAUUCCGCCUUCAUCUCCACCCUAGCCAAGCUAAGCUAGAUAGCUAAUUAUUCUCAGUUCUAAUAUUAAUCCCCAUGUCUAUACUUUCAAGUUCCAAUCGAAGUCUCACGCGUGUCAUGCAAAG